Molecule: messenger RNA, 1179 nt
Organism: Auxenochlorella protothecoides
Lineage: Eukaryota; Viridiplantae; Chlorophyta; Trebouxiophyceae; Chlorellales; Chlorellaceae
Exons: 3
Coding region: 1-1179 (392 amino acids)
Source: RefSeq, a predicted model, not a curated record
AUGACAGAGACGUCCGGGUCCCAGCCCCCGGGGUGGGACAUGCGGCGCACCGUGAGCUCCCGUGCCGUGCAGGGUCGCCUGGCAGCCGAGGUGCUGCGCAAGCUCUCCCUGGCCGCCAGCGCCGACAGGAAGGAGGACCGGGACAUCAUCUGCAGCGAGGUGUUUGCCGACAUCACCGGCGACCUGAACAGCGCUGCUCAGGGCAGCACGGGCACGCUGUACACCCGGUGGUACGAGGUGCUGGCCCCCUACUUCUGCGCCGACGAGGGUGCGAGCGAGGCGCUGCUUUCCGCCUGCCGCCGGCUGUGGGGCCAGCCCUUCACCACCCCCACCUUUGCCCUGCUCCUGCACCAGUGGCUGCUGGUGCACCCCGGCGCGGGCGGCGCGGACCAGCGCCUCAAGUACCUCAACGUCCUGGUCUCCGGCGCGCGCCAGCUGUUCGUGGGGGACGCCGAGACGGGGAGCGCCGCCUUCGCGCCCAUGUUCAGCUUCCUGGCCGAGCGUGUGGUGCUGUCGCCCGGUGGCGCGCGCCUGGCCGCCCUCCCCGAGACCGGGCGGGAGGCGGUGAUGGCCCUGGCCGCCUCCUUCGCGCCCUACUACCUGGGGCCCUCGGGGGACUAUGUGACCUUCCUUGACUCGUUCCCGGCGCCAUCGGCGGUGUCGGCGGGGCGCCCACCCCCCCGCGACCCCGGGCGUGACGGCGGGCGGCGCGAGGGCGUGGACUUUGCGCUGGACCGGGCGGUGGAGGCGCUGGCCCGCGAGGUGACCGCCGAGCCGGGCGUGCUGGCCUUCCUGGCCGCGCUGCGCGCGCUGGGUGGCACGGGCCUGCUGGGCGCGCUGCGCACCUCCACCCGCAUCCGGCUCCAGGCCGAGCUCUACGCGCUGACGCAGCCGGGCGGGCCGCGCUACGCCUCGCGCGCCGUCAACCGCGCCGCCUUCCGCGCGCUGGACGCGCUGUUCCCGCGCGGGCGGCGCGCGCGGCGCCUGGUCAACGCCGCCUUCCGCGUGCUGCACCCGGGGGAGUGGCCUUGGCUCUGGUGGGACGCGCUGUGGGACGGCGCCCGGGCCGUGAGGGCCUGGGCGCGGCUGGCGGGCCGGGCCGCGAGGGGGCUCUGGGCACGGCUCGCCGCCCGACUACGGUGGCGGCCGGGGACGGGGCGCGGUAUCCUGUGCGGUUGA